GUCCCUUCCUCUUCCAGGCCCCCCUGCGGGACGAGGAGGAGGAGGGCCCGGAGGAGCCGGUUGCCGGUGCCGGGAGCGCCGCCGGCGCCGAGCACCCAUUGGCCGAGUACCCCUGGUUCCAUGGGACCCUGUCCCGGCUCCGCGCCGCCCAAUUGGUGCUGGCGGGGGGGGCGGGCGCCCACGGCGUCUUCCUGGUGCGCCAGAGCGAGACGCGGCGCGGGGACUACGUGCUCACCUUCAACUUCCAGGGCAAGGCCAAGCACCUGCGGCUCCUGAACGAGGAGGCGCAGUGCCGGGUGCAGCACCUCUGGUUCCAGACCAUCCUGGACAUGCUCGAGCACUUCCGGGUCCACCUCCCGCUGGAAUCCGGCGGCGCCGCCGACGUCACCUUGCUCAGCUACGUCGUGGCGCCGCAGCGACCCCCCGGUGCGCCCCAUGGCGAGAGGGGGGGUAUGGGGGGAUAUGGGGGUCGCGACCGCUCCGGGAGCCGCUCGACCUCCGUUGACCCCGACCCCCUCCUGGCCUCCGACUGCCUCUGA
Molecule: messenger RNA, 539 nt
Organism: Pezoporus flaviventris
Lineage: Eukaryota; Metazoa; Chordata; Aves; Psittaciformes; Psittacidae
Product: SH2B adapter protein 1-like
Biological process (GO): intracellular signal transduction
Cellular component (GO): plasma membrane
Molecular function (GO): transmembrane receptor protein tyrosine kinase adaptor activity
Source: RefSeq, a predicted model, not a curated record